Molecule: messenger RNA, 945 nt
Organism: Vidua chalybeata
Lineage: Eukaryota; Metazoa; Chordata; Aves; Passeriformes; Viduidae
Gene: PEBP4
Product: phosphatidylethanolamine binding protein 4
Exons: 8
Coding region: 247-855 (202 amino acids)
Source: RefSeq, a predicted model, not a curated record
CUCGCUGCUGUAACCCCCACUCCCAACUCACACCGGCCUCUCUUUUACUAUUUUAUUUUAUUUUAUUUAUUCGCAUGUGCCUCUUCCCCGGAGCCGAUCAGGCAGUGGACGAGACGGGCAAAUCAAAGUUGGGCUCACACCGCUCCUGAUUAGCCCGAGCAGCUGCAGGAAACCAUCUCCACGGCAACCUCAAACCUCCGGGCUCUGCCUCGGAGCUGCUCAGCCGUCCCCAGGACCUUGGGCAGGAUGAAGCUGCUGGGGGCCGUGCUGGUGGCGCUCACCCUGCUGCUGCCGGGCGCCUGGGCCAGCGAGGCCUCCCGCACCUGCAUCUUCCAGAGCCUCAGCGAGUCCGACCACGAGUUCUGCAGGGGGAAUUUGGAAGUCAUCUACCCCGAGGUGGGCGACGUGAGCUGCUCCUACAUCCCCAAGUGCCACGGGUACCGCCAGAAGCUGAGCCAGGAGUGGGGCAAGCCCCGCGUCCGCUUCCCCUGGGCCAAGAAGAACAAGAAAUACGUCCUGGUGAUGGUGGACCCCGACUCUCCCAACAGAGCCAACCCCCAGCACCGCUUCUGGAGGCACUGGCUGGUCACCGACAUCCUGGGUUCGGAUCUGAGGGUUGGGAAGAUCAAAGGGAAGGUCCUGACAGAUUACAGCCGGCCCAAGCCCUCGCGCUACAGCGGCUACCACCGCUACCAGUUCCGCCUGUACCGGCAGCCGACACACCAGACCAUCUCCCUGAGCUCCGAGGAGCAGGAGUCGCUGGGCACCUGGGACUUGAAGGACUUUGUGGACGAUUUUCAUCUGGGCCACCCCGUGGCCUCGACCCAGUUCCUCACCAAAAACUACAAGGAUUAACUGCGGCCAUCCCUUCCUUGCCCUGCACAUCCCCACACCACAGAGCCGCCUCUGCCCGGAGCAGAGGGGACCCCAGGACCCACCGAGGAU